GCGCGAGAUGAGCGCGUGCGCGCCGGCGAUACCGCGAGGACACGCCGCAUGCGCUGUGCCAGCCCAACGGUCGAUGCUGAGCCGCCGCCAUCGGGACGGAAGGAUGUCAGUUGUACCAAGCAGCACUCCCAAGCUGAAGCAGUGGAUGAUCGAACAAGUGGAUAGUGAGAAGUAUCCAGGCCUGGUCUGGGAGGACCGCAAGCUCGGAAUGUUCCGGAUCCCCUGGAAGCACGCCAACCAUCAGGACUACAGGCACGACAAGGACGCUGCUAUUUUUGAGGCCUGGGCCAGGUUCAAGGGGCCAUGCCGGGAUUUGCGUAACCUGAACCCACGCACCUGGAAGUCGAGGCUGCGAUGUGCACUCCACAAGAGCAGUGAUUUUGUGGAGGUCCCAGAGCGCUCCCAGCUCAACAACUACCAGCCGUACAAAGUCUACAAGAUCGUCGACAGCAGUUUCAGUCAGGAGAGGAUGUCGCCGUCCAUUCACCUGCUCGCAGUGAAACUGGAGAUCAAUGACAGCGAUGGAAUGGAGAAUUCACAGCAGAGUUCACCCGGCACACAGCUUGGAGUGUCCGAGCAGCAGGCAGAGUGUGAAGUACCUCCUCUCCAUUAUCAGCAGGCUGAGAGUGACAGUAGCUGUGAGCCCUUUUCUGGGUUUGAGGCAUCCCCUCCCGAAGAAGCUUGCGUUGAAAAUACCUCGUUGAAGUGGAGACUGCCGGCCCCUGAUAGAGACGAUCCUGUCGCUCUAGGAAUCCCUUCCCUUACAAACCGGGCAUGUUCCAUAUAUACUCCCACUGACGGCGCACCCGCCAAUCCGCUGCGAGCUGUGGCAGGUCCGGCCGCUGAUUGGACUGGACACAAUGGUGACCCGAAGAGCGUGCGGAAGCGGCAACCAAUCAACUGGCGGCAUUCGGCAACACGGGCCAAUCGUAGUGCUGCAAAUGUGACAAAGCUCACGCUUCGGGUCCGACAAGGUGUUCAUCCAAUCAUGACCGAGUCCGUUCUACAUCACGUGGCCCGGCAACCGACGGAUCCACCAAUCAGGCUUCGACGGUUCUCGGUGACAACAGCAGGAGAGAGGUUUCCCGCCAAAAACAGCCAGCGUCUGGAUCUGGGGGAAAGUCUGAUGGCUGUGAAUGUGAACUGGAGCCCCAACAAGGCACUUCUGCUUGUGUUUGAAGCCAAAACCUGA
Molecule: messenger RNA, 1192 nt
Organism: Stegostoma tigrinum
Lineage: Eukaryota; Metazoa; Chordata; Chondrichthyes; Orectolobiformes; Stegostomatidae
Product: interferon regulatory factor 3-like
Exons: 8
Coding region: 8-1192 (394 amino acids)
Biological process (GO): immune system process; regulation of transcription by RNA polymerase II
Cellular component (GO): nucleus
Molecular function (GO): DNA-binding transcription factor activity, RNA polymerase II-specific; RNA polymerase II cis-regulatory region sequence-specific DNA binding
Source: RefSeq, a predicted model, not a curated record